AUGGCUCAUUCGGUAAGUUUGUGUAUUUGUUUUGAAUAUAUGUUUACGAUAGUUUCAGAGUCAUAGGCUGGAUAAAAUUUGUUUUUGAAUAUAUGUUUACAAUAGUUUUAGAUUAAUAUGUUUAUGAUAUUUCUAGAUUAAUAUGUUGGAUCUUAUCAAAGCUUGUGAAGCUGAAAGUGAACUCGACUUUCUCCAAGAGUCGUUUGUGCUUACUGAUGAGCAGAAAGAAGCUAUUCUUCAACAGCGCAUUAUAUUUUGGACGAACGCGAUGGCCGAAGAUAUUGAACGAGAGAAUCCGGUUGGAGUUGACCCUGAUAUGAUGGCAAACUGGACCGAGGAUCAACGUCGCCUGUUCAACGAAGACUGGGCCAAUGAUGAUGGUUUAUGCGAACUCGAACAGAUGCCAGAACCGCCACAAAACCAAAUAGGUGAAGGGAGCAAGCGAAGGCACGCCAGUGAUCACGCCCCCUCAAAACGCCAAAGACCAGAGGAGUAUUUCACUAUUAAAUCAGCCAAGCAAGUCAACGUGAGGAAAUUCAGGACGACAG
This is a messenger RNA of Paramuricea clavata, 548 nucleotides long. NCBI's taxonomy places the organism in Eukaryota, Metazoa, Cnidaria, Anthozoa, Malacalcyonacea, Plexauridae. The record is from the annotation of a GenBank genome assembly.